Messenger RNA from Ananas comosus (pineapple), 774 nucleotides. RefSeq lists its product as uncharacterized. Gene Ontology annotation, molecular function: nucleic acid binding; zinc ion binding. The coding region runs from base 1 to 774 and encodes 257 amino acids. The record is from RefSeq and is a predicted model, not a curated record. The transcript is spliced from 3 exons. NCBI's taxonomy places the organism in Eukaryota, Viridiplantae, Streptophyta, Magnoliopsida, Poales, Bromeliaceae.
AUGGAAGUGGAAAGGGAGCGUGCUUUGGCGGCUCUUAUGACCUUCAAGAAGUUUGAUCCUCCUACUUUCGAUGGAGAGGACAUAGAUCCAUGGACUGUGGAGUUGUGGAUUGACUCCAUAGAGACUAUCUUCGAGGAUUUGUAUACGGUGGAACGGGACAAGAUACACCUAGCCGUGCAUUGUCUACAAUUGUCGGCGAAGGAAUGGUGGAAAGGCGUUAAACGGAACCGAUCGCCUAGUCUCCCUCCGAUGACUUGGCAAGAAUUUCGGGAGUUGAUACUUUCAGUUUAUUUCCCCGAUAGUGAAAAGAGAAAGCUUCGGGACAGGUUUCAAAAAUUGCGGCAAGGAGACCGCCUUGUGAGGGAAUACGAGCGGGAAUUCUCUCGUAUCGUGAACUGUGUUCCAAGUGUGACUUUUGCUGAAGUCGUGGAUCGGGCCCUAUGGAUAGAACAAGGCAAUGCAUCUGUGCUGGAGGAGUGCGAAUCCUAUUACAAGGAAAAAGGAAAAGAACGGCCAGCAAGUGGGUAUGAUGGUCAGUCAAGUUCUCAACAGACCUCACAGUGUGAGCAGCGAGAGGGCAAGUGCUUCAGGUGUGGACAGCCAGGUCAUGCGCGGGACGAGUGUCCACAGGGUGCUAGCCAAGCCUUGACGCUGGCGACGGCAUUUUCCUCUCCGGGACAGCUUGCAGUUGUGUCACUUGCGGCACGGUUUGGAGAGCGACAGAGGAUAAGGCAAUCGAGGGGUUCGCGACAGGCAGCAAGUGGCCGUGGAUAG